UCUGUUUGUUUGCUUGUUUGUUUUCAUCGGUUCUUCUCAUGCCAGACUCUGCUUCCUUUUCCGUUUUGUCUGGAAACUGGAUCAAGCUAAUUCAGCCCUCCUCCCCAUCUCGACCUUUUCCGACGCCCCACACCCACCCCAUUAAUUGCAAGAGCUGGUGGCCAAGGCCCGGGAGGAUAAAAGCCGUUUCAUGGAGGGCUGCAGGCCGUUCGCUCACGCAGGUGUCUCAGGAGGAGGUCUGGCCGGCGGCCGGGCGGAGCCCGUGAGGCGGCGCCGCGCCCGCAGAGGCGGGGGCUGGGCCGCGUCAUACAGCCCGCUCGGCCCAAGCUCCUCCUAGUCGCCCUGGCCAGCGCUCAGCCUCCUCUCGCCUUCCGUCUGCGGCAACAUGGGGCUCUGGCAUUGCACCGUGGUACUUUUGGGGCUCCUGGGGCUCCUAGGCCACGGCGAUGCUGCAGGUCUUCUUGAGCUCUCCUUGGGAAAAUUCCGGAACGUGGUACUUAACCAGAGCACUCCAGUGGAAGCUGUAAUCAGGAACAUUGCAAGCAAUGUAACUGUCAUCAUUUUCCAAGUGCAUGCUCAGCAACGUGAUGUGGUGAUAUCCUUCGAUAAGAAUCCAUCUGUUAACAGCUCAGGAGUUGGAGUAGACAAAGGCCUGGUUUCCAUCCUUCGGCUUCAACAGACUGUGUGUACAUGGUACCUUCGGUCACUGGAUGCUGGGCAGGUGCUGAGCACAGCUAUCUCCAUUCCCUACAUGGAGAAAGAUCCUAUUCCUGGAGGUUGCAAUAUAGAGUUUGACUUGGAGGUGGAUCCAAAUCUUUACCUAGACUACACGUUGGUUGAUAUACACAUCAAGUUUGCCCCUGCAAAUUUGGGAUAUGCCAGAGGAGCAAACCCACCCUCCUGUGACUCGGGGACCGGUCAGAACUCGAGGUGGCGACUGCGCUAUGAUGUCUACCAGUACUUCUUACCAGAGAACCGUCUUUCUGAAAUGGUGCUCAUGAGCCACAUACAGAAGAUGUCUGAGGUGCAAAGUAUCAAAGCCAAUGGCAUUAAAAUGCUUUCACUGACAACUGAUGACAAGACCAAUGUCUACUUUUCCUCACUUCCCGGACAAGGAGUAAUCUACAAUGUCAUAGUAUGGGAUCCUCUUUGGAAUACUUCUGCUGCAUACAUACCUGUACAUACAUAUGCCUGCAGCUUUGCUGACUUAGUGGAUAACUGCUCUUCUCUCAGCAAACCCUCUACUAAAGUGUUCUUCACUACUCUUGCUGUUCUUGGUCUUUUCACUUGUUUUUUUGGACACAGAUUCUGGAAAACAGAUUUAUUCUUCAUGGGCUUCGUAUUUGCAGCAUUCUUCUUCUUUGUAUUCAUUACAAGGGUAACUGGCCUUGGUUAUGAUGUGCGUCUUAUUUUGACAGCAGUAGCUGGAAUUAUUGGAGGGCUUUUCCUGGUUGCAAGCUGGUGGAGAUUUGGGUCUGUCCUGUUUUGUAUGUACUUUAUUGGACUUGUGCUGGGAUUUCUCUUUUCGUCGGUGGUCUUCUUUACUCCACUAGGAGACUACAGGGUCUUCCGUGAUGAUGUUGUCUUCUGGGUGACCUUUUCUUCUGUAGCCAUGAUGAUUCCAGUGCUUUUUGUUGGCUGUCCAAGAAUGCUGAAUAUAAUGGCCUCUGGAAUAGUAGGCUCUUACACAGUGGUUCUAGCUAUUGCUUGUUAUGUCUACACAAGUCUUGCUUACAUCACCUUAGACUUACUCAGAAGGAUUCUCAAUGAUGACUUCAGCAGAGCUUACACCAAUGUGCCUUUUCAAAGAAAUGACUUCAUUAUCCUGUCAGUCUGGACAAUGCUGGCCUUCAGCGGAGUAACUGUGCAGCUUCGCCAAGAGAGAAGCAAGGUGCCCUUCCCACCACACCCCUACCUCACCUGGAAGCGGGAAAGGGAGCGCAGGAGCACCAAUGUCUUGGACCCUAGCCAUCAUAUCCCUCCUCUGAGAGAGAGGAUCCAUAACAAGCUGCUGCAUAUCAAAGAGUUUUUUCACAAAGAGCAGCCAGCUGGGGAGAGAACUCCAUUGCUUCUGUAAUCUGCCAAGUAACUGGUGUGAACAGAAGAGGGAUCUAGGAAUGGUGAGAUGAGUGAUCACCAGCAGACCAGCCAGUGGUGCAGGAGUUACCACUGCCAAACUGCACUGCUUAAUGAGAAGAUCGUAUUUGCCCAGCCUGGAAGAGACAUUCCUGGUCUGGUACACUACAUGCGCUUUUGUGACUCUUUCCUCAACCUGAGGCCCACUCAGCCUGCUGCAACACCUGUGUCUAGCUGCAGAAACUUGUGCUCAUGGUCAAGUACAGGUAUUUAUCUUUGGUCAUCUCACUGUUUAGUUGUGUGAAGUAUAAACCAGCUCUUUAAAAAGCAAUGUAUGCAAUGCUGGUUUCUUCCCUCACAGUGUAGAAACUACUGCUGAAUUAGAGCUUGCCUUUAGGAGCAAGUCAGGCUGUCUGUCAAAUUGUGAGGUUUGAGAGACAAGGGCCACACACAGGAGAUCUUGUAGGACCUGAAGUGUCACCUUCUAACCUGGGUACAAAAUGUGUGGCUGCAGACAAAAGUGUUUCCAAAAAGUGUUCCUGAACCUUGCAAGCUAUGCUGAAGUGACUUGAAUUUAAACUGCACUGAACUGUUUUAAGUAUGCACAGUGAGGAUCAGGAACUGGACCUGAUCCAAAACAAGAUGACUUUCUCCCUGACUCUUGGAUGGUUUUGUAGCAAGCUUGUCACUGGGUCUCUCUGCAGAACUGACUGCUGAGAACACACAAUAGGUUUGCUUCCUUGUUUGCUCUCUAAACAGCCUGUGUCUUAUUUCUGCUCUGGUAUAAUCUCUUUUGAUGGUGCUGUCUUAAAGAACUAAACAAGCUCUUUAUAGGCAAUGGCAAUUUUUUUGGUGUUUUUGUUGGUGGGGUUUUUCUCCUGGGAUUGGUUGAAAAACUUAAUGUUCUUUUAAUCAUAUGUUUUUCAUUUUGCCUUUUAAGUAGUAAAAACAGCAUCCAGCUAGCAAAAUACUGGCUUUGCUUGCUGACUGAAUGCAUUCCUUACUGGUUUGCAUUGCAUCUGCCCAAAGCAUUAUGUAGUAUUAAAAACAGGUAAGGGUCUGCUUCUGUGUUCAGUAGAGGAUUGUGAUCUCCAGUGGUGGCUUUAUUUGCUUCCUUAAAAGCAAACCAAACAGCCAUAUUCCAAAUGCAAACUGGAGCACUGUAAUUUUGACUCGUGUAAACACAAAAGCAGGCCAGAGGCUGUCCAUGGUUUUACCAACCCCUGCCCUCGGGCCAGGUCCUCGGUUUCAUGUUCAGUGCUUACAAGGUGAUCUGCCAUGCAUUAAACGAUGGUUGAAGCCUUGAUGCAGGUUAUGGUGGCUCACUCAUUCUUCUCGCUAUCUUUGCACCUCUAGUGUGAGCAGCUAAGUGCAGAGUCCUUCCUGCCUGAAGGCGAAUGGCUGUUCUGCUACCCGAGUGGAACCACCACAAGUGAUUACCUUAAUGGUGGAAACUUAAGUUCUUGGGCACCAUUUCGAGCUGUUGGUAGUAAGUAGGUAAGAAACAACUCUUUGUAAAGAAACUAGCAAAAAUAACUUUAUCUGGGAAUUGAGUGGAAAGUUAAACCACCUUGGCAAUAAGAAGGCAUUAAUGGCUUCAAAAGGAAAAUGGUUGGUGAAUCAUUUUAAGAGUGAAGCCCUAGUGACAUACUGUCUGAGGUGUCCAGGCUCCCCUGACCUUGAGAGAGAAAAAUCCCCACCAUGCUAGAGCAUCUGCUUUAAACAGCAAAGCAAGCCUGAGAUCUGUCAGUUUGGGUUGUGCUUCACUGUACUGUGCUGUUGUGUGGCACCUGGGAGUACCUGAGAAGCUCUUCCCUGGGCCUCUGGCUGACUGCCUGACCGCACCACGUUUUAUGGCAAGUAGCAAACACUUAUUAAGAGCAUUUGUACUCUAAAACAUGUUUACCUUGGGGGUUGGAAAUUUUUAUUGUAACUGCUGUGAUUAACAUUGUGGAAGAAACAAGUUGAACUCUCAUUUUCUAUAUCUUUUUAUAAUAAAGAUGUCUUUGAAAGAAUAA
Pogoniulus pusillus (Red-fronted tinkerbird) is the source of this 4094-nucleotide messenger RNA. RefSeq names its product transmembrane 7 superfamily member 3 (gene TM7SF3). The coding region runs from base 386 to 2077 and encodes 563 amino acids. Gene Ontology annotation, cellular component: plasma membrane. Gene Ontology annotation, biological process: negative regulation of programmed cell death. The record is from RefSeq and is a predicted model, not a curated record. Lineage: Eukaryota; Metazoa; Chordata; Aves; Piciformes; Lybiidae. The transcript has 12 exons.